This is a messenger RNA of Suillus paluster, 3072 nucleotides long. RefSeq lists its product as uncharacterized. The coding region runs from base 403 to 2943 and encodes 846 amino acids. The transcript has 2 exons. NCBI's taxonomy places the organism in Eukaryota, Fungi, Basidiomycota, Agaricomycetes, Boletales, Suillaceae. The record is from RefSeq and is a predicted model, not a curated record.
CGUUCGAUUAUAAUAAAUCUUAUAUUUAUAACAUACUAUUCGUUCCAUCCGACGGUUGACCAUUUCCCACAUACUCUCCUUCUAAAUAUCAACGAGCACACCCUCUUUUUUUGAUUCGAUCAAUCGACAGCUCACCUUGACUCUCAAACGGAUUUCAGCGGAUCGACCUCUCCGUAAUCUUAAUUCUAGCUUCGCGCCCAUCUAUCAGACUUCUCUACGUACUUUGUUGUACCUCUGUUUGCUUCAUCUUAAACUCAGUUAGCGCCUAACCAACUUUUUCUCUUUUCCUGCUUGCACCCAGAUCUACUGAGUUCUUGUGUAUCAUGCUGGUCAUCCUACUCAUUUGAUCGGUUUACUUUUCACUUGCCGUUUCAUCUCCACCAUCUAUUGAUCCGCAACAAUAUGGUCCAGUCCUCUCCCACUCAACGCGAACGUGCCGAGUUCCACUCUACCACCCACCACCCAUACGUCCACGAACGCCUCCCUUCUUCCCCUCCACCACCUUUUUAUGCCCAAUCUCCCCAAUUAAAUGCUUCUUCCCACUCCUUGCGCAUACCCUCAUCACGACACCCUCACUUACCCCACAAUGUUCCAUAUCACAUCCAUCCAUCCCCUCAUGAUCCUAGCGCCCAGUCCAGUCCCCUAACUUCCCCCUCUUCCGCACACGGUGGCAGCAGCCAUUUUGCUGACUCACAAUCAUCAUUCACAUCAGAAUCUGCCAGCCCAGAUCCUUCUGCCUCCCGCUCACCAUACGAUCUCCCAAAUAGGAUCUCUCCCCCAACAUUUUUCGGUACCCCCCCAUCUCCGGCCCCUAACGCCCGUUCGAGAUCGAUUACCGAAUCUGAUCUCCGUCUUCCAACGCAUGAUGUCACUCGCACAUCCGUCUCCAGAUAUCCCCCAUCUUCUGCACGUCCGCGCACUGCACCUUCUCCUACUCCGAUUAACCUCGACAACCCUGAUUCACUGGGUAUCAAGUUCCUCCUCAGCAAGCCUGCUCAACCGUCCCCUUCGCGUGUAUCACUACAGUCAGACCCAGAGGCAACGUGGCGCACAACCCCUCGCAAGUCGAGACCACAUCCACCUGAACUCGACGUCUCAGCGUCCCCCUCACCUGCACACUCCCAUCCAGAUCUCUCUACGAGGGCCUCAUCGACUGUCGUUAGCAGCCUUAAUUCGCCUUCUGUCAGUUCAAUGCCUCCGCAGAAGAAGCAGCGAAAUGUAUUGCGUAGAAAACCCUCUGCAAAGGUCAAAGAAAAAUUGCAGCGAGAAUUUGAAAAAAGACAGGACCCCAGCCCUGCCUCCCCUUCGUCUCCUACCCGCGCAUCUCUGUCCAACUCGCGAGACUGGCCAUUAACCCCUGCAAGAACUGUUGUACAUGUGUACAAGCACCAAGAGCAGCCCAUGGAAGGAGCUGGGAAUGAUACCGUCCCGCCCUCUCCAACUCCAUAUUAUACCGUCUACGGAACGCAGUCGGAGCGCAAAAUCACUGCGGGCGGGCCUGAUGAUAGCGAUUGGUCUUUGCAUGCCCAUGUUCUUGCUGAACAGCGUGCACAGGCCGAACCGAGCAGAAGCUUGUCAAGGAAAGGAAGCCUUUCGAGAAAAGUAUCGAGCAGAUGGAAGAAAGCGACAGGUGGAGGUGUUGAAUCUCCCUCCAACAGCCGACCAAGUUUACAAGACGUCUACUCCUCCAGCCAUCUCAGACAAUCAUUGGAUCCAGGGGUGUUUGGUAGACACACGCGCUCAGUGACAGACCCACAGAACAAGACCAAGGAGAAGGAGUCAGCGCAAGGUUCUAGUUCUAAGAUCUGGAAGUUGAUGAAGCGGAUCAGCACUGGGGGGCUGCGCGAGCGCUUCCAAGUUGAUACAGCCGCACCGCCUGUACCCGCCAUCCCUAAAGAGUUACUCAACAGCCCGCCUCCUAUACGCAAAGACCCGCAAGCUACGUCACCAAACCCUUACAGCGCAUCUAAGCCGAAGAGCAUUGCUGGCUCUGGUUCGGGCCCACGACCAAGCAUGGCAACGUCCUCGUCCUCGCCUAAUUCAAGCGACGUGGCUUCUGGGAGUUUCUUCCACGCGUCACACUCGCGGGGAUCGUCGGUGUCCUCGUAUGGGGAAGAGACUGCAUCCGCACUCUUUCCUAGUAUGGGGGAUCGUCGUACACAUAUCGUUUCGGGUGACGGGACGAAAGAUCAGGGUCUGUUGUCAUCUUCUAGCAGUCGAAGUUAUUCCGGGCACACUACGCCCAUCGCAAAUGAUCAGCGCCAGGAAACCAAAUCCCCGCGAUGUACACCUAUCCCAAUAUCCCAGAUCACGCAUCCCAUUCAUUCAUCAACGUCGCUCAGAAGACACAAACACGAGAAGCCGCCUACACCCGCCCACACUCAUUCACGUUCACUUUUCAAUGGCGAUGGCAGCACCCCGGUUUCAGCACCAUCACGGCCUUCUCUAAGUAUGAUGCCGAGCAGGUCUUCGCAGAGCGAAAAAUCACCUGCUCGUUCCGCGUUUGUAAUUAAUGACGAAGCAUCUUUUCGAGCGUCUCUCAGAGCGCCUAGUGAAGCGUCUACUGCUAGGAUGCGGCCGUGGUCCAAUUCCACGACAUCUACAGCCAAGAUACGACCCUGGUCCAAUUCAACGAAUUGUACACGCAAAGAUAAAGACCCAUCGACAUCAACGUCGAACUUAACCUUGACCUCGCAGUCCCGAUCUCCUAUCAACUACCGCGCACUCAACGCUCCACGCAAACCGCCCCUCACAGAACGCGAAAAGGCUGAGAUCUGGGAUAAUCUACUUGAGAGGAGUGAUCUGGCGGGAGGGACGUUGCAUAUUGGUGGUGGGAGUGGGGAGCUUGAGUCGGAUCAUUUGAGGUUUUCGGGGUAUUCUGAGGUAGAGGUUGAAGUUGAGGAGGGGUGUUCGGAGGCUGUUGAGGUUGAGGAGGGGGUUUGAUGAGACGUGUUCAUGCUCAUUGCAAUGAUAUACCCAACACACACAUGUAUACCUUUGCUAUGUUAUGUUUUUAAUUUAAAGGAUGGGUAAUUGUAACGGGGCUUUGAGGAGGUUGUUUACCUAUAGCUG